Molecule: messenger RNA, 3501 nt
Organism: Alternaria arborescens
Lineage: Eukaryota; Fungi; Ascomycota; Dothideomycetes; Pleosporales; Pleosporaceae
Exons: 4
Coding region: 1-3501 (1166 amino acids)
Biological process (GO): peptidyl-serine phosphorylation; peptidyl-threonine phosphorylation
Molecular function (GO): ATP binding; protein serine/threonine kinase activity
Source: RefSeq, a predicted model, not a curated record
AUGGGUACAAAUAAUCCUCUCGGUCUUGUGGAAACAAUCUACCUAGCGUCACGAGAAUGCUCGGACACCUUCGAGAAAUACAUUGGCUCAUUACCAGGAGAAAGCCCGGCGCGUGAACCUUUAUUGGAACUGCGAAGUCUUUUCAAGCAAUGGACCGCAUAUGUUGGGGCUUUCGCCGCCCCAAAAGCAUCGCUUGACGCCCGACUUCAGAACCAUGAUGCAGUGAGGGAGAUCAUACUGGAUUUGCUUUUCAUGCUGCUGCAGAACUUGCGAUGGGCGAGGCGCACCGGAUCACACGAUACAGCAGAUCAGCUUUCCUACCAACACACGGAACCAAACCCGCUGAGCAGCCCAGAUCCCGCAUCACCCAUGGACGAAGUCGGUCUCCCAGUAGUACAAACAACGAUUGGUCGAUUGCUGCAAAUUGGAGUCGCAAUACGACACUCGGGAUGGUACACUCACCAGUCCAAGCUAAAAGACGAAGACCCUACUUCUAAGUUACUGCGCGAACAAUGGCUCGAAACAAAGUACAGCAAGAUACCUCAAAGCCUCAAGUCACAACUCUCCCGUUCCAUGUAUACGCGAACCACUUCCAUAGACUAUAUGCGAUUGCAUAACGAAAGACUUGCGCAUGAGCGGAAAGAAACGGCUUCUCUGAAUUAUGCUGCUCCAAAUGCUUUGUCUGGAUUGGAGGAGCCUAUCGGCGAGGUUUCUAAAAUCAGCGAACUGAGGGCUCCAAAUGGGUUGCUUGCCCCAACUGUCGAUACCAACUAUAGUACUGUCAUGACACCUUCCGCUGUGAGUCGAGUACAGAGUAUCAUGAGGAAACCGACGGGCACAGUAAUAAGCAGAGGGGUGCCAGUGUCUGAUGCAACGACCGACGAGUUCUUGUAUCCAGAGAUGCCUAAAGCGUCAACGGCAUGUCCAAUCUGUGCAUGCCCCCUCCAAUCGUCUCUCAUGCGACCGCAUGAAUGGAGGUCACAUGUAGAAGGCGACUUGGAGCCUUACGUUUGCAUCUCUGAGGACUGCAUAGACCCACUAAGAUACUUCAAGACUUUUGAUCAAUGGGAAUCCCAUAUGCAAAACCGCCAUACCGCACGAUGGGCUGAGAGAAUCCAUACCCAAAGAUGGUAUUGCGAUUUCGAACACGACCCGAUCCAAGAGUUUGACAAGGAGCAUAGUCUGAGGGACCAUUUGAAUGCUGAGCAUGGCCAAAAACUGACCGAUUCUCAACUUCGUGGUAGGCUAAGACGCAAUAGAAGGAUCGCGUCCCGAAACGCCUUCAUUUGCCCUAUCUGCGACUCUGAGCCUGCAAAUAUCCGAAAGAAGGUGGAUGGCAAUCCAUAUCAACUUUUGUGGAAUCAUAUUGGGGAGCAUCUCAAGUUACUAGCGUUUUCGUCGUUGCCAUAUGACCAAUUCGACUCUGGCGAACCACAAAGCACACUCUAUGCAGCGACCACAGACCAAGACGAAACUACACAGAAUUCUAAACACAAAGAAAGACAAAGUUUUGAGGAUUUGACCACGGUGCCCGAGACUCUUGUUUUGGAAGAUGGUAGUUGCGAGGUGGACGAUCUAGUAGUUUCGGCAUGUUCAAGCGACGAUCCUUCGUGCUGCGUCGAUCGGCCACACAAUCAGAAAACCAUUUUCCGAGCCGAAACUGAGUUACCAGAAGCAUUCACCUGGACUGAUAUCGACCUCAGGAUGCAGCAAAUGUCCGGUCUCCACACAAACUAUGAAGAGCUCGCAAAAGGAUUGGGCGUCAUUGACGUGAAUGUAGAAGAUGAGACAGGGUACUCAUCAGAUGAAGCUUUCGGCUCCGAAGACGAACUAAGUCUGCGAGGCAAGCUGAUCAAAAUGUUCUACACGAGCAAUUUCCACAAACCUCGCCGAAAGUUCCUUCCUGAAGACCAGGUGAGAACUCUUAUCACAAAAGAAACUGUUCUCAAAGAGCUCAGGAGAGCUGAUUAUACGACCACCACCAGUCUGCGAGUACCCACCAGUCUGCAAGUACCCACUCCUCAAGAAGUUAAUGCGGGUUGGAUAGCAAAGAAUGCUCCUAGGACUUUCGCUACUGUAGUCAUCAGUAGAUUGGACCCACGGGAGCUUUCGAGUUACAUGAUCGUGCUCAGGAACAUCAACUUUACAGAUGAAAGUCUCAGCAGGGAAAAUAUUGAAACAGUUCUUGAUACUACUCUGCUGAAAGGACUGGACAUACAGGACGAAGUUAAGGCAAAACGAUGGCGAUUCUUAGUGCCCAUUUUCAGUUUACAUAUGCAAAAGUACACACUACCUGCGGAAAGUAUCCUGCCAUUCAGUGUGGAACCUGGAGUGAUACAAAGCGACGCUUACACAACGAUGACGAAAGUGUACAUACACCCAGCUCAUCGCGAAUGGUCGAACAGCCAGCCAGUUGUCAUUAAAGAGUUCCAUGCGAAAGACAAGGAUUGGAAUGCGUUAGCUUGGACGACUGAGGCAGUGGUUCAAGGACGAGUCAACAACUUUCUACACAACCACCUGACUGAAUGCCUUGCAGCUAUCAAAAUGGGUGAUCGGAAGUACUUAAUGUUUCCGUGGGCUCAUGGAGGUUCACUUGGAGAUUUUUGGGCCACGGGCAUAAAUACCGGCCCCAACGCUCGUCUGAUAAAAGAUACCGUCAGACAACUCAGAGGUCUUGCUGAUGCUUUGCAUUGUCUCCACCAUGUGAUGGGUAGCGAGAAUAGGGUUAGGGUUAAGAGACCUGAGUUCCCGGAACUUCCUGACGACGGUGUGCCCGCGAUCCAGUUGAAUGGUGUGGACAUCGGGGACGGCGAUGUUGGGGCAGCUAUCAGCCAUGGAGAUCUGAAGCCGGAAGACAUCUUCCGGUUCUUCGACGAAGGUGCAGAUACGACCCAUACAUUACAAAGGCUUGGUACUCUGCGAAUUGGUAAUGUGGGUGUGUUGAAGCAACCUGUCUUGGGUGGAAGCGGGUACCCAAAACACGACGCAGAUCAGAGACGCGCUACGUCCCGAUAUAAGGCCCCUGAGCUAGCAAUGCCACAACGUGACGGACCACCUUGGUCGCACGAUAUGUGGUCCAUAGGAUGUAUCAUCUUCGAGUUCAUCAUUUGGAUCCUCCAUGGUAAGAACGGGCUAGCACAGUUCAACACUGAAUUGCGGUAUACGUUCUACGACAAAUCAGGGGCCGGAACAACGCCUAGAGUUCACAGCGUUGUAUCUGCUUGGAUGUCUCAUAUGUUAGGAACGGAUCCGGAAUGUUCGCAGCGUAGCGUAAUUCGGGAUCUCUUAGAGAUUGUACGUGACCAGUUGCUAAUUCCGGCCGUGGACAUAUUACCCCGUAUCGACCGACAGUUGACUCGCUGUCGCGUCACGGCUGCUGAGCUGGGUGACUCUAUGGACAAGAUUUUACGCGAUAUCAAUGAUCUCCCAGAGACCUAUCUGUCCACGGGAAAGAGUCGGGAUUCCAUUCGACUUCCGAGAAAGAGAACGAUCUAUGGUUAG